CUGCGGUGUAACUGUCGCCCUUGCACAAGCCCUUACACAAGUCCCUGAGCUGAGCCUAGCCUAAACCCGUCAAUUGGAACAGAUGCAGCAGUUCGAGGCACUCGCAAAGCCGUAAUCGCCGACAAUCACCCGCUGCUUUAUUAGCCGCCGUCAGUGGCUCUUCUCAGACAGACGCUCAAACUCGGACCCAAACUGGACCCCACUCAUGCAUCUCCAAAGGGUUUGGUUUAAGACGCUGGCGCCGCAUCCCGCGGGGUCUGACCUAGGUACUCACUUACCAAUCCGCAGAGGCCGAUGACGGGGACCAGUGCAUGUCGUCACAGGUGGACUGCCUGUUGCGAUCCCUCUUCUCCACUUUGCGCGGGCAAGCUCUUCCGCAGAACGGCAAGAACGAGCCGACGCGGGACUUGACCACUGGCGCAUUAUUAUUAAUAGGUGCCAUAGGUAGCUAUGGCACAAUAAAAGGUGCGACCUCCUCAUGAAUCGCGCAGCUCAUGAAUCGCGCAGCUCUGCACCCUAGCUCUUUGAACGCCCGAUUUCGUAAACUCACGCCUCUCGCCAGCCCGAGACGCACGCAUCCAAGCCUGAACAGAUUGAGCCAUUCAGCAUCCGCCAUGGCCGCACCGAUUGUUCCCACGGCGUACGAGCCCAAGGGUAUGAAGUUUCGCUACCUGGGAAACACGGGCCUGCAGGUGUCGCUCUUCUCGUACGGCGGCUGGCUCACAAUUGGCGGGACCCAGAAGGGCUCCAUCGUCAAGGAGCUCAUGCAGACGGCCUGGGACCAUGGCAUCCAAACCUUCGACUCGGCUGAGACGUACUCGAACGGCGCGUCCGAGGUCGAGAUGGGCCAGGCCCUCAAGGAGCUCGCUUGGCCACGCGACGAGUACGUGCUGACGACCAAGAUCUUCUUCGGCACUGGGCGCAAGGAGCCCAACACGCGCGGCCUGAGCCGCAAGCACAUCGUCGAAGGCCUCAAAUCGUCGCUGGCGCGGCUGCAGACGCCCUAUGUCGACAUCGUCUUCGCCCACCGCCCCGACCCGGCGACGCCCAUGCUCGAGAUCGUCGAGGCCUUCACCCAGGUCAUCCGCAACCUGAACCUGGCCUACUAUUGGGGUACCUCGGAGUGGAGCGCGGCCCAGAUCACCGAGGCCACGCUGCUGGCCGAGAAGCACCACCUGAUCGCGCCGUCGGCCGAGCAGCCGCAGUACAACGCCUUCCACCGCGAGCGCUUCGAGGUCGAGUACGAGCCGCUCUUCCGGCAGUGGGGCUACGGCACCACCAUCUGGUCCCCGCUGGCCAGCGGCCUGCUGACGGGCAAGUACAACGACGGCAUCCCCGAGGACUCGCGCUUCGCCACCAACAAGGCCUUCUUCGAGGGCACCAUCAAGCAGCUGCAGAGCGACGAGGGCCAGGCCAAGAUCGAGAAGGUGCGCAAGCUGACGGCCAUUGCCGAGCGCCUCGACGCCAAGGUCGCGCACCUGGCCCUGGCCUGGGCCGCUAAGAACCCCAACGUCAGCACCGUCAUCCUGGGGGCUACCAAGGUCGACCAAGUGCUCGACAACCUCAAGGCGCUGCCGCUGAUUGACAAGCUGACGCCCGAGAUCCUGGCCGAGAUUGAGGCCGUGCUGGACAACAAGCCCAAGGGGCCCAACGCCUGGGGGCGUGUUCGGUCGACCGACUAGGGCCGUGUUUGGUGUACGUGUAGAUAUAGGUGUUCUGGGCUGUUUCUGUAACGCCAAUUGGCCGAAUACUUGCAACAGUGCAAGCUAGACAGCGGCGCUCGCCGGACCAUAAAAAUCAGUGAUCAGAUGGCAGCUUAGCGUGAGAAAGCUGUAAGACGGUGUUAACUUAGAGUUCUGACCUGGCCUCUCCUGUAACGGCCAGGCCCAUUCUGGGUACUAAUCUAUGAAGAUGCAUUCCUGAA
This is a messenger RNA of Lasiosphaeria miniovina, 1924 nucleotides long. Its product is annotated as voltage-gated potassium channel beta-2 subunit. The record is from RefSeq and is a predicted model, not a curated record. The transcript has 2 exons. Bases 495 to 1682 code for a protein of 395 amino acids. NCBI's taxonomy places the organism in Eukaryota, Fungi, Ascomycota, Sordariomycetes, Sordariales, Lasiosphaeriaceae.